Brassica oleracea var. oleracea is the source of this 735-nucleotide messenger RNA. RefSeq lists its product as uncharacterized. The record is from RefSeq and is a predicted model, not a curated record. The transcript has a single exon. NCBI's taxonomy places the organism in Eukaryota, Viridiplantae, Streptophyta, Magnoliopsida, Brassicales, Brassicaceae. Bases 167 to 691 code for a protein of 174 amino acids.
GUUACGUGUCCGAAUUCGCCCGCCUCACACGAGUCCGAAUCAGGUUGUCGAUUUUUAUUACCCGAACUUAACCGGCAAGCAAUACAAAUCCCUAAUCCAAACCAUUUUCGUGUGGAAAAAUAAAAUAAAAAUAGAACAAGGUCGUCGUCGGAUUCAUUUCUAGAUCAUGGAGUUCUGUCUGAUCGCCGAUACAAUCUCAGUUUGCACGGCGAAGCAAGGCAUAGCGUUUGGGAAAUCUCUUCUUAAUCGGUGGGAACACAUUUCGUUCGCCGAUUCCCCCGUCGAUCAAGCACCGGCGGUUAUCUUUCCCGUCGAUGCAAUCGCUCCGUCGAUACAAUCCAGCUCUAUUAAGACAAUCCGCCGGAUCCGCAAAAAGCGGCGCACGAAGCGCGUUUCGUUCGGCGGCGAUUCGGAAGACGGAGGAGAUUUCGGUCGGUUUGUAUUGGAAGGCGGUUUCGGUGGUAACGACGGUCCGUUCGGAUUCGGCGGUGGAAAGGGAUGGAGCUACGGCGGCGGUGGAAAUUGGGAUGAGCCAUCGUCUUGGUCGGAUCCGGCGAUGGAGUUCGUGUACGAAGUGAUUGGCUGGAUAGCGUUGUCGAAUUGCGUGCACUUUGCGUUUAAGAGGAUAGUGAGGAUCGUGACGGACGGUGAAAGGGAGAAGUUGAACCUUUCAUUGUCUCCGGUGUGCUGACAACCGUUGUUGGUUGCAGUCAUGUGUUGGAAAAUUGAUAUUUA